Daldinia caldariorum is the source of this 403-nucleotide messenger RNA. RefSeq lists its product as uncharacterized. Bases 28 to 282 code for a protein of 84 amino acids. The transcript has a single exon. The record is from RefSeq and is a predicted model, not a curated record. NCBI's taxonomy places the organism in Eukaryota, Fungi, Ascomycota, Sordariomycetes, Xylariales, Hypoxylaceae.
UCUUUAUUUUUCGGUAUCGCUACGAUAAUGAAUACGAUGGUGAUGGCGAUAGCGACGGCGAUGGUAAAGAAAAAAAGGGGGGAGGGGGUUACGGUAGUGGUUAUGAGGGCGUUUCUAAUUUCAACGGCCAUCCAGUCAUUUCUUUCCUUCCAUCUACACACACGAUCUACGAAACUUGAGGGAUCUCUUACUCUCUCUCUCUUUGUUUAUUUACCUUCUAUUAUUAUUACUCUGUGUACAAUACUGCUAUAUUUACUUUCUAACUACGGGAACGUUGUCUGAGACAUCAAAUUUACCUUUACCUUCUACCUUACUUUACCUCAUAUUAUCUCGCAUCGCGUAAUCUAACCAACGUAACUAUUUUACAUAGUUAACUAUAAACAAACACAUGGUUUUACACAUA